Molecule: messenger RNA, 1892 nt
Organism: Corvus hawaiiensis (hawaiian crow)
Lineage: Eukaryota; Metazoa; Chordata; Aves; Passeriformes; Corvidae
Gene: G6PC1
Product: glucose-6-phosphatase catalytic subunit 1
Exons: 5
Coding region: 13-1245 (410 amino acids)
Biological process (GO): glucose 6-phosphate metabolic process; gluconeogenesis
Cellular component (GO): membrane
Molecular function (GO): glucose-6-phosphatase activity
Source: RefSeq, a predicted model, not a curated record
AACCUCCUGGUGAUGUACCUUUGGAAAGAGUGGUUUUGGGUCCAAAGAUCAGUGCUGGGACGGCGACCUGCCCGCUGCAAACAAGACCCUGCAGAGUAUAAAACCCCAGUGGCACAGUGGAGUAUGGGACAGCCAGAGCCACGCCGAGGGCAGCGGCAGCAGGGCAGGAUGGAGGCCAUCAUGAACCUCCUGCACGACGCGGGCAUCCGGACAACGCACUGGCUGCAGCAGCGCUUCCAGGGCUCCCAGGACUGGUUCCUCUUCAUCUCUUAUGCCGCUGAUCUCAGGAAUGCUUUUUUUGUCCUCUUCCCCAUCUGGUUCCACUUCAGUGAAGCGGUGGGCAUCAGGCUCAUCUGGGUGGCUGUAAUCGGAGACUGGCUCAACCUCGUCUUCAAGUGGAUCCUCUUUGGGGAAAGACCAUACUGGUGGGUCCUUGACACGGACUAUUACGGCAACAACUCUGCACCAGAGAUCCAGCAGUUCCCGCUCACCUGUGAGACUGGCCCUGGAAGCCCAUCUGGCCAUGCCAUGGGUGCAGCAGGCGUGUACUACGUCAUGGUGACGGCCCUCCUCUCUGCUGCUGAGGGAAAGAAGCAGUCAAGGACACUCAGAUACUGGGUGCUGUGGACAGUGCUUUGGAUGGGGUUCUGGGCAGUUCAGGGCUGCGUCUGCGUGUCCCGAGUCUUCAUUGCUGCUCACUUCCCCCACCAGGUGAUUGCAGGGGUUUUCUCAGGGAUGGCCGUGGCCAAGACCUUCCAUCAUGUCCGCUGCAUCUACAAUGCCAGCUUCCGUCGGUACCUGGGCAUCACCUUGUUCCUCUUCAGCUUCACCCUGGGUUUCUACCUGCUGCUCUGGACGUUCGGCGUGGACCUGCUCUGGACGCUGGAGAAGGCGCAGAAGUGGUGCAGCCACCCUGAGUGGGUCCACAUUGACACCACUCCCUUUGCCAGCCUCCUCCGUAACCUGGGCAUCCUCUUCGGGCUGGGGCUGGCCCUCAACUCCCACAUGUACCAGGAGAGCUGCCAGUUAAAGCAGGGCCAGCAGCUGCCCUUCCGCCUGGGCUGCAUCGCUGUCUCCCUCCUCAUCCUCCACAUCUUCGAUGCCUUCAAGCCACCCUCCCACAUGCAGCUGCUCUUCUACGCCCUCUCCUUCUGCAAGAGUGCAGCUGUGCCGCUGGCUACUGUCAGCCUCAUCCCCUACUGCCUCUCCCAGCUCUUGGCCACGCAGGACAAAAAGGCUGCCUAAGGCAGGCAGACACCCCGGCCCUGGGCUCAGGGGCAGCUACCAGGCCCUGGGUGCGCCUCAGCCACUGUUUGCUUCCCGCUGAAUCCGCACAGGCUGACCCUGCCCUGGGAGCGGGCCAUGGAGGCCAGGCCAGUGGUGCUGGGUGGCUCCCAUAACACGGACCCACGGUGUCAGUCACGCCGGUCUGUGGCUGGCUGAGGGCACGGAGAGCCCUGCAUGCCCACGACUCCCCUGCUGUCCCUCCCGCACCCACAGGUGGGGAUCACCUGCCCAGGACUCAGCAGCAGCAGCAGCGGGAGGUCCUGCACUCCCUUGCAGCUCGUGGGGACAAUGCCACCUCCGCACUGCAGGACCGGGGAUGGCACCAGUCCCACUGGGGACUGGGAGAAGGGUUUUCACCUCUGGCUGUCUGGGGUCUGCUGAAGAGGCAGCUCUGUGACAGGAAUGGGCAGACACUGUGACAUGGAGAUAAAGUGCCAGUGUGGGGACCCCCCCAGCCCUGGGACGGUCGGUAUUCGCCCCUGUGUGACGCGGCGUGGGGGGCACGGACGCCCAUGUGUGUACAAACUGAACCUGUAUCUCUGCACACAUGACAGGGGGGUGUGCUUGUGCACAGGAGGUAUUUUAUUAAAGCUGAAGGUUGUUGA